Molecule: messenger RNA, 2083 nt
Organism: Triticum aestivum (bread wheat)
Lineage: Eukaryota; Viridiplantae; Streptophyta; Magnoliopsida; Poales; Poaceae
Product: 4-coumarate--CoA ligase-like 5
Exons: 6
Coding region: 137-1813 (558 amino acids)
Molecular function (GO): CoA-ligase activity
Source: RefSeq, a predicted model, not a curated record
CUUGUAUAAAUGUUUUUCUGCCUUCUAGUACAAAAGUAAGGUAUGCCACUGGCAUACUCUCGAAAAAAAAAAAGGAUUAGGCACGUCUCUCCUUCUCCUGCUCUGCGCCGCUACUCCGUCCAAAGCAAAUCCCCCAAUGGCCGAGCCGGCGGCGGCGCCUACCGGAAUCGACCCGCGCAGCGGCUUCUGCGCGGCCACGCGGACCUUCCACAGCGUGCGCUCCAGCUCAGCGGACGCGCUGCCGCCGGAGUCACUCCCGAUCACGGCCGCGGCCUACGCCUUCUCGCUCCUCGCCUCCCCGCUCCCCGACCGCCCCGCGCUCGUCGACGCGGCCACAGGCAUUGCCGUCUCCUACCCAUUCAUCAUCGCCUCUGUCCGCUCCCUCGCCGGCGGCCUCUGGUCCUCCCUCGGCCUCCGCCCCGGGGACGUGGCCCUGGUCGUCGCGCCCUCGCGCCUCGAGGUCCCCGUGCUCCACUUCGCGCUCAUGUCCAUCGGCGCCGUCGUGUCCCCCGCCAACCCGGCCUCCACCCCCGAGGAGUACGCGCACCAGGUCGCCCUCUCCAGGCCCGUCGUCGCGUUCGCCGCCCCCGAGGUGGCCGACAAGCUGCCCGCCCACGUCAGUUGCGUGGUCCUCGGGUCGGAUGCGUACGAGAGUCUCUCCUCUGCAGGCGCGGAGGCAGCUCCUCCACCGGUGGCGGUGAAGCAGUCGGACACCGCGGCCGUGCUCUACUCGUCGGGAACGACCGGCCGGGUGAAGGCCGUCGCCAUCACGCACCGCAACCUCAUCGCACUGAUGUGCACGCACGCCGAGAACCGGAAGAGGGCAGCCGCGGAGGCCACCGAUGCGGGCAAGGAGCCGCCGCCGCCGGCCGUCACGCUGCUCCCGCUCCCCCUGUUCCACGUCUUCGGGUUCAUGAUGGUCCUGCGCUCCGUGUCCAUGGGGGACACGGCCGUGCUCAUGGAGCGCUUCGACUUCGGCGCCGUGCUGCGCGCGAUAGAGCGGUACCGCGUCACGCUGCUGCCCGCGGCGCCGCCCGUCCUGGUGGCCAUGAUCAAGUCCGAGGAGGCGCGCCGCCACGACCUUUCGUCGCUCCUCGUCAUCGCCGUCGGCGGCGCGCCCCUUGGCCGCGAGGUCGCCGAGCGCUUCGCGGCUGUCUUCCCCAGCGUCCAGAUUGUUCAGGGCUAUGGUCUGACGGAAUCAUCUGGCGCUGUCGCCGGGACGGUAAGGCCGGAGGAGUCCAUGAAGUACGGCUCCGCCGGCAAGCUGGGGUCGCGCCUGCAGGCGAAGAUAGUCGAUCCGACCACCGGCGAGGCGCUCGGGCCGGGCCAGCGCGGCGAGCUCUGGAUUAGGGGCCCACUCGUCAUGAAAGGUUAUGUCGGGGAUGACAAAGCAACUGCAGAAACAGUGGACUCACAAGGCUGGCUGAAAACUGGCGACCUUUGCUACUUCAAUGAAGAUGGAUUUCUCUACAUUGUUGAUCGUUUGAAGGAGUUGAUUAAGUACAAAGGAUACCAGGUGCCUCCAGCUGAACUGGAGCAUAUUCUACAAUCACAUCCUGGAAUCGCUGAUGCCGCAGUUAUCGGAUAUCCAGAUGAAGAUGCUGGGCAACUGCCAAUGGCUUUUAUAGUGAGGCAACCAGGUUCAAACCUUACUAGGCAACAAGUCAUAGAUUACGUGGCUAAACAUGUUGCGCCCUACAAGAAAGUCCGCCGAGUGGCUUUCGUCAAUGCAAUACCGAAAUCGCCUGCGGGAAAGAUCUUGCGGCGCGAGCUUGUGCAGCAGGCCUUGUCCAUGGGUGCCUCCAAGCUUUGAGUGGUAGUUAUUCGCUGUGCAGAUGUAGACGAUUUCUUUUGUUGUAGGGACAUAAACCGGAGGUAUGACACUGUUCUUGCCCAAAAAUGAACCACAAAUGCUCACCCUGUUUCCCUGUAAACACCGUGUAGCCCUUGGGACGAAAUGUAAAUUUUUUGAGUGAAGAGGGUGCAAGGAUCGUUCAUUCGUGCAGAGUCUGAUAAAAAAUGGCUCUUGUAAGGAUGGUUGAAAAGCUAUUUGCUAUUGAUGAAUUCACUCAGCUUUGUCCUC